AUGCAGUACGAGGAUUCGAAGGGUGAUUUGUGGGUCGAAGAGCAGGAUGACGAUGGCGACGUCUACUUCGUUAACGCGGAUACGAUGGAAAGUUCGUGGGAUCUCGGGACGGACGAGCGGCUGGCAUCGGGAAUCUACCAUCCGUCAGGCGGAGACGACGAUGCAUUGAUCGGACCUUACAGCAGCAGCCAAACUCUGGAGGCGGAAUCUUCAAUUUCUUCUAGCUGGCGAGACGAGGUACUGGUGGGUUUUCAAGUGCCGCAGGAGGUGUCUGAGGCUGUCGGCAGAGCGGGGUCGGCCCACAUUUGGCCUAGAACGGUUGACGGGCGGCCUUCACGCCUGGAGCGCUGGGACGUCCUGAAGGCGUCGGAUCCUUACCGCGAACACUUCAGCACCGGAGAGGCGUGGCGCUUGGAACACCCCGAGUUCGAGCCCAAGCUCUGCUUCUACGCCUUCGACACCGCGGUGGAACACGUGGAGAGGUACUGGGUGGAAGAAGCCGAGGCCCCCUUCCGUUGCCGGCUGCAGAGGGAUGGGCUCAAGUUCUCCCGUGACAUCGCAACGUGGGAAGCUCGAGCCCCUGCAAAGAAAAAUGACAACGACAAGGGCAACAGCGGAGUAGGUAGCCCGGGGGGAGACCUGGACGGGGACGAACACUGGGGCGGCGAAGGCGUUGGAGGCGACGGAAGAGGUGGCGGCGUGGGCGGCGACGGCGGGGGCGGCAACGGCGGGGGCGAUGGCGCCGGCUUCUUUGCGUUCCCUCUUGUGGUGCACAACUCUCACGCUCAUCACGUGGACUGGACGUCGGGCCCCGACCGCUACCAGAUCACGCAAGACUCCGAGCCGGAAUGGGGGUGGACCCGGCUGUUCACCUUCUUCGCCUACGCGGCCUCCAAGUACCACGUGCUGGAGACCACGCAGGCUCCGCUUGCGCAGAAGAUUGUGAAGGGAAACUUUCUGACUCCGGAACCGGGCUGGAAGUGCGUGCUGGCCUUCUUCGCAUUCAAUGACAUGGUUCCCGGGAGCAACAGGUACUACAUCGAGGAGAAGGACGAGCCUCACUUGCGGACUCGCAUCGGCAUGGAAGCAUCCUGCCGGUGGGACGCCAGGCAUAGCUUUGCCGCAUUCGACGUGCCCGUGCCGGGCUCCUGCGCACUCGACGUCCACUACACCAUCCGCAGCACGGACAGCCUCAACCCUUACCCCGAACAGUGCCGGAUAUCUCUGAAGGACCCGUGGGGUUCGUGGGAGCAGAAGUUCAGGUUCUAUGCCUUCCCCGCGGAGCAAGUCUUGCUCUCCCCCGAGCUAGACUCGGACACGCAAGACGUUCUCAGCGGAUCGCAGUCAAGAUCUGCGGGAGACGAAUCGGGCCCUCACGGCUGA
This is a messenger RNA of Ectocarpus siliculosus, 1383 nucleotides long. NCBI's taxonomy places the organism in Eukaryota, Phaeophyceae, Ectocarpales, Ectocarpaceae. The record is from the annotation of a GenBank genome assembly.